AAAAGACAAUCUUACUUAGCAUAUAUAAUAAUAAUAAUUAUUAUUAAUAAUAUUAUUAUCCCUAGUGAAAUUCCCUGUGUCUCAUCACUCGCUUGUUGCUCCCUCACUCACUCACUAACCCCACUCACCUUACCCCCUUUAUGUAGACAGAUCUUCAUCCUCUCGUUCCCAUACUCCAAACACAAAUUCUCAACUAAAAGAACCUAAACCCUACUACACCUAGUGCAUAACCACAACCAAAUUCCAAAACAAGAAGAAAAAAUAAUUUAAUAUUUCUUUUUUCUUUUUCUUAUUUUUAGAGGGAAAAAAAGGGUGUGGUAUGGAAUUUGACGAGCAAGAAGAGCAAGAGGAGGAACUGGGAAUACCAGAGGCACCGCAGUCGCAAGCCACGCAAGCGAGUUACGACUCACUCGGAAACUCAGCGAAACUCACCGGGGAUGGAACCGCCGCGUCAGGCUUUGGACGAAAAGGAGCAGCAGCGUCGUCGGUGAGGUACCGUGAAUGUCAGAAGAACCACGCCGUCAGCUUCGGCGGCCACGCCGUAGACGGUUGCUGCGAGUUCAUGGCCGCCGGAGAGGACGGCUCGCUGGAGGCCGUCAUCUGCGCUGCCUGUAACUGCCACCGCAACUUUCACCGCAAAGAGAUCGACGGCGACAUAAGAGGUGGAAGCGGCGCCGGGACCUUGCACCACCACCGUCCUCAACCUCCGCCGCAUCUCCACCAAUUCUCCCCUUACUACCACCACCGCGGUCCGCCGUACCCGGCAGGGUACCUUCACCACCUUGCGACACCUCCGAUGGCUCAGCACCGUCCUCUAGCACUUCCUGCAGCGGUUUCCGGCGGUGGACUAAGCAGAGAUGAGGAGGACAUGUCGAACCCUAGCAGCAGCGGUGGCGGCGGCGGCGGCGGUGGCUGUGGCGGAAGCGGUUCUUCAAAGAAAAGGUUCAGGACGAAGUUCACGCAGGAACAGAAGGAUAAGAUGCUUGCUUUCGCUGAACAAGUUGGAUGGCGGAUCCAGAAGCAAGAUGAAGUCAUGGUUGAACAGUUCUGUGCCGAAGCUUGCGUUAAGAGGAGCGUUCUCAAGGUUUGGAUGCACAAUAACAAGAACACUCUUGUGACUGGUGAGAGUGGUGGUGUGGAAAGCGAGAAAGCAAAUGGAAGAACAAAUUAAACUAAGAGUGGGCGAUUCACGCGGCAAACUCGUACAGUGUUUGCUUGUCUGGUCAUCACAGAAAUCAGUCUUUGCAGAAUCAGAUUUUGCAGACCUUUUUUUUUUCUUCUGAUUAUGAUGAACAGAAAAACCUUGCUUGGUGCCAGGUUGCUGCACGACAGCACUAAUAAACUAUUUUUGCUCAUCUGUUUCUUAUUCGUUUAUUUUUCAUUUUGAAUGGAACAUCCAUCCGUUUAAUGAUUAGCUUUAGCUUUAAGGUUGUUUAGGGUUAGUUUUCAAUGUCGUUAUUUUCAUGAUGGUGUUUAGCUAGGGUGCCUAGGCACAAAUAAUGCAUAUGCCACCUAUUGCUGUGUGUUAAUGUAUGUAUAAAUGCACAAGGGUGGUCUUCAUCACAUAGAGCGAAGACCUUAAACAAGAAAUGCUAAUAUAUAAGCAACACUAAUAAUUUUAACUACUACAUAAAAAAUUACACUAGAAUAAGAAAUAUGUGUAUUUUGAGAGACUC
Arachis duranensis is the source of this 1676-nucleotide messenger RNA. RefSeq names its product zinc-finger homeodomain protein 2. Bases 320 to 1171 code for a protein of 283 amino acids. The transcript has 2 exons. The record is from RefSeq and is a predicted model, not a curated record. NCBI's taxonomy places the organism in Eukaryota, Viridiplantae, Streptophyta, Magnoliopsida, Fabales, Fabaceae. Gene Ontology annotation, molecular function: transcription cis-regulatory region binding; DNA-binding transcription factor activity. Gene Ontology annotation, biological process: regulation of developmental process; regulation of DNA-templated transcription. Gene Ontology annotation, cellular component: nucleus.